AAUUUCAUCGUAAAUGUGAAAUACUUAUAAAAAAAUGCGGGAGAGAUAAAAAAGAUGCAGGGUCAUUUGUCUGCUUGGCUAGUUAAGCAUGGGCUAAUUCAUAGAUCUUUGGGCUUUGAUUACCAAGGAAUAGAGACUUUACAAAUCAAACCGGGGGAUUGGCAUUCCAUUGCUGUCAUUUUAUAUGUAUAUGGUUACAAUUAUCUCCGCUCCCAAUGUGCCUAUGAUGUAGCACCAGGCGGACUAUUAGCUAGUGUGUAUCAUCUUACUAGAAUAGAGUAUGGCGCGGAUCAACCAGAAGAGGUAUGCAUAAAAGUAUUUUCCCCGAGAAGGGAUCCUAGAAUUCCGUCUGUUUUUUGGGUUUGGAAAAGUGUGGAUUUUCAAGAACGGGAAUCCUAUGAUAUGUUGGGAAUCUCUUAUGAUAAUCAUCCCCAUUUGAAACGUAUAUUAAUUCCUGAAAGUUGGAUAGGAUGGCCUUUACGUAAGGAUUAUAUUGCUCCCAAUUUUUAUGAAAUACAAGAUGCUCAUUGAAUGAUAAAAAAACGAAUCUUCAAUUAUACAAUUCUAUAGAUUCCAGGUUCGAUUCUAGAUUAAACAGAGUAAUUGAAGUCUCGUUUAUGGUUUGUAUUUUUAUUAUGUAUAGAAUAAAAAAAAUACAAUAAAAUAAAAUUAGGAAUUAAUCGGGAUUCUCAAAUUUGUAAAAUACUUAUUUCGGAUGAGCCAAGUCGAUAGGAGGAACCAAACGAAUUAUGCAGCAUCAACUUUGGACUGCACACAUCACUUAAGGGGAAUCUAUAAAGUCAUGUAAUGUAGGAGUAAAUUAAAAAUUGAAAAGAAAAUACAAAACUGAAUCUUAUUUAUUCGCAUCCUUCAACUACUCUAUUGAAUCUUUCAACCUUAACCUUCGAAUAUGCAUAUGUGUAUGAAGUAUUCACAUUCUUUUCUUUUUGAACCAGAGAAGAAAUAAAAAAGAAGAGAAAAUAGAAUCUCCCUUUUUUUUUACAUACUUUGUAUAAUAAACUCUUUACCCCCUCUAUAAAAAUCAAAUAGAUGGGGUUCUAAAGAACGAGAUGGAGAA
Lactuca sativa (garden lettuce) is the source of this 1078-nucleotide messenger RNA. The record is from RefSeq and is a predicted model, not a curated record. NCBI's taxonomy places the organism in Eukaryota, Viridiplantae, Streptophyta, Magnoliopsida, Asterales, Asteraceae.